AUGAGGACUCCGCGGCGCUUGCUGUCGACGCAACCACACCAUGAUCUGCUUUCCAAGGCCACCCGCAACAUUGGCAUCAUCGCCCACAUCGAUGCAGGAAAAACGACAACGACUGAGCGUAUGCUCUACUACAGCGGAGUGACAAGGCGAAUAGGAAACGUCGAUGAAGGCUCGACAGUGACCGACUUCCUCCCCGCGGAACGAGCACGCGGCAUCACCAUUCAAUCCGCAGCCAUCACAUUCCACUGGCCUCCCCUACCACCAAGUACUCAGACUCCGCCCCCACCACCACAGCUACCAGCCUCAUUCGACAAUGUUCUAAGAUCUUCAACAUCCCACAACAUCAAUCUCAUCGACACGCCCGGUCACGCAGACUUUACUUUUGAAGUGUUGCGUUCGCUUCGUGUAUUAGAUGGAGCUGUAUGUAUCCUCGAUGGAGUCGCCGGUGUUGAAGCCCAAACGGAGAAAGUAUGGACGCAAGCUGGACAUUACCAUAUCCCUAGGAUCAUUUUUGUCAACAAGCUGGACCGUGUGGGCGCCGCGUUCUCACGAACAGUUAAAGAGAUAGGCGUCAGACUGCACGGAUGGCCAGCCGUCUGUCAAAUUCCGUGGUGGAAGAAUGGCAAUGGCGACUUUGUUGGAGUCGGUGAUGCUAUUAACUUACGCGGUAUGCUCUGGCAAGCCGGUGGCGAUGGCAGAGACAUUCAAGCUUUCGGGCUGCAAGAUUUGAGCAAGACUGAUGAGAAGUUUGCAGAAGAGAUCAAGAAAGCGAGGAUAGCCCUCGUUGAGAUUUUGAGUGAGCACGACGAUGUCAUGGUUGAGCACUUCUUGGAACACGAUGAAGACCAUCUUGCUAUCUCUGGACUGCAGAUCAUGCAGUCAUUACGCCGAGUCGUAUUACAGGCACCGCAGAAAGUCAUCCCGGUCUUCGCUGGCGCCUCUUUCCGCAACAUCGGCGUUCAACCGCUCCUUGACUCGGUCGUUGAUCUACUCCCCUCACCACUCGAACGACCAGAUCCUGAGAUCAGCAUCUCCAAUCAAAGCAGCACACUAUCAUCUCUUCUCAGCGCCGCAGCGGCAGUACCAACGAAGACCACCAAGCCAUCGAAGAAGCAACAGCAAAAUGAUGGCGAACUAGCUAUCGCAGAAGUCAAGAACCUCAGCGCCUGCGCCCUCGCCUUCAAAGUCGUCAACGACGCCAAACGCGGCGUCCUCGUCUACGUCCGCGUCUACUCCGGCUCCAUCGACCGCGGCGCCACCCUCUACAACACCAACCUCUCCCUCGCCGAACGCGCACCCCGCUUGCUCAAAAUGUACGCCAACGACGCCGUCGAAGUCGACAGCAUCUCCGCCGGCCAAAUCGGCGUAAUAACGGGUCUCAAGCACGCCAGAACCGGAGACACGUUAAUCGUCUACCGCGGCCUCCAAAUGAAAGGCACACCCCCCGGCGGUCUUCACACCCUCCAACUCCGCCCCAUCGCCGUGCCUCCCCCCGUCUUCUUCACCAGCAUCGAACCGAAUAGUCUCAGCGAACAGAAACACGUCCAAGAAAGUCUAGCCAUCCUCCUCCGCGAAGACCCCAGCUUGCACCUUUCCAUCGACGAAGAAUCUGGGCAGACCCACCUCGCCGGCAUGGGCGACUUGCAUUUAGAAAUCGCACGAGACAGACUGCUCAACGAUUUCAAAGCCAAAGCCCGGAUUGGCAAGAUAGAAAUCGGGUAUAGGGAGACGAUUACUACGAUGACGCCAACGGAGCCGUACACAUAUACGCUGGACAAACUCGUUGCGGGGAAACAGACGAAAGCUGCUAUAACCGCUUCUGUGGAAUCUGUGGAAGACGGGAAUGUAAUCCCGCUUUCUCCUGUUCAGAACCAGGUCGACGAACGACAAAGUCGGGAUAAUCCAUUCGAAAGCACAUACCCCCUCCCGGACAACAACACCCUGCACAUCCUCCACCCCGCCCUUUCAACCACAGACUCUGCGUCCCAUAAACAGCACAUCCCCCCACACCUCUCCCUCCCGGGUGUCUUACACGCCCUGCAAGCUGGUGCCAGCGCCGCGCUUGCUCGGGGCCCAUUCAACGGCUUCCCCGUAGCGAACACACGCGUCACCCUCACCCUCUCCGCUUCGUCACACCUCUUCCCCGAAACAACACCCACAGCGCUUUCCAUGGCUGCCCGCGCGGCUGUAGGAGCGAGUUUACGGCAGGCGAGUGAGGCGCAGCCGGCUACACUCAUGGAACCGGUUAUGAACGUGACGAUUUUUGUUAAUGAGGGGAGUAUGGGCGCCGUAGUCCAAGACAUCACCUCCUCACGCGGUGGCCAAAUCCUCUCACUCGAUGGCUCAGACUCUUCCUCCUCUUCCCCAUCCUCCUCCUCCCCCACCUCAUCCUCCGACUCCUCCGAAUCCCUCCCCCGCAUCGACCCCCACCUCAUCUACACGCCCCCCGACCCCUUCGCGUCGGGAACGGGUGAUGUGGGCAGCGGUCUGAGCGAUAGCCAGAGGCAGAUUGUGGCUAGGGUGCCGUUGAAGGAGAUGGUGGGGUAUUUGAAUCAACUGAGGGCGUUGACGGGCGGGAGGGGCACGUUUGUGAUGAGUGUGGAUGGGUUUGAGAAGAUGGGGAUGCAGAGGCAGAGGGAUGUUUUGGAGGGGUUGAGGGAGUUUUAG
Molecule: messenger RNA, 2667 nt
Organism: Alternaria ventricosa
Lineage: Eukaryota; Fungi; Ascomycota; Dothideomycetes; Pleosporales; Pleosporaceae
Exons: 4
Coding region: 1-2667 (888 amino acids)
Biological process (GO): ribosome disassembly; mitochondrial translation
Cellular component (GO): mitochondrion
Molecular function (GO): GTPase activity; GTP binding
Source: RefSeq, a predicted model, not a curated record